Messenger RNA from Diplodia corticola, 2523 nucleotides. RefSeq lists its product as uncharacterized. Lineage: Eukaryota; Fungi; Ascomycota; Dothideomycetes; Botryosphaeriales; Botryosphaeriaceae. Bases 1 to 2523 code for a protein of 840 amino acids. The transcript has a single exon. The record is from RefSeq and is a predicted model, not a curated record.
AUGACCAGCAAUCACUCGCCCGGCCCGCUAGACAACAUCAACGACGACGAAUGGACCGCACUGCUUGCAGGUGACGCGGGCCUGGGUCUGCAUGACUUGGGCUCUGACUUCGAUUUUCAGUACACUGACCCUGCUGCACAGGACGACGGCAACCCCUUCUACUCCCUUCUCGCUGACGCUGCGGAUCCAGUUCAGGCGAAUCAGCCACUUGAUUUAUCGACCUCCCAAGCCAACCAUGCGAUCUAUGCACCCACAGCGGAUCAGAGCACUGUGGCUUACUCUUCCGGUUCUGGUUAUGUAUACCCUGUGGAUGAUUUGCUUUUCCCUCCGCCCUCCAAUAACGUACACUUUGCUGUUCCCGACAAGUCAGAGACACCCGAUACCCCUAGUCGAUAUGAAACUCGCAGUUCGACGACUCUCAAGCCCCCCGCUGGUCCAGCAGCGAGCAUCGUCACGCUCGACACUGACGAUAGCAGGCGGCGGUCAUCCACUGCCAGCACCAGCGACGAUGCUGGAGCAGAGUUGGACAGGGCCAGUCGCAACUUCACGCGAGAGAAGCCAAAGUACGAUCCAAAGCACCCGUGGCACCGCAUCAACACCACGACGCAGGGGCUGACCAAGCGAUCCGGCAAGAUCAACCAGUAUUCGGCCGAGGAGAUGUACAAGCAAAACAUCAAAAACACCUUUGAGUCCUGGACCUCGCCCAGCCACCGGUUCGACUAUCUCGCUCAUGGAGAGCUGGCGAAGCUGGAGUACUCGGCCGACGAGAUCAAGGAGUUCGUCUACCAUCAUCCGGUGUCGAGGCACAGCAAGCUUCGCAUCUGGAUCCAGAAGACGCCGGCCGACUCCUGCCGUCGCUACCCCAGCGCCACCCUCUCCAAGUGCCGGUUCAAGCAAUGCCCUCUCCGCAGGGAGAACCUGAACGGCACGAUCCAGCCCGGCCACAUGCGCGUCGCCUUCGACGAGCGGUCGGCCAAGUACGGGGACAGGGCGGACCCGUUCUACAUGGCGGCCAACUUCCACCUGUACUGCUUCGAGCAGCUGCUCGACCUGCCCGACGUCUGCGCGCUGCAGAACGUCGAAGUGCUGGCGGACACGCGGCAGCUGAUGAGCGAGCCCAACAUGAAGUGGAACGCCUCGCUGUCCAACGUCAAGGAGGGCGUCGUGGCCAAGCGCUUCAUCGAGUCCUGCCGCAAGGGCCGCACCGCCCCCAUCAAAGGCUUCGACGGCUAUCCUCGCGGCCUCCAGCCCGGGGCCACGGUCAAGCCGCACGAGCUCACGCUCAACCACCGCAUGCAACAGGCCAAGGAGGGCGACCGUGCGCGGUCGGCAAAGGAGUCGCUCGCGCGACGCCCGCAACGCCCGACCCAACUCAACGUCAACCUGGGCGACCUUGAGAUGCUCGUCAGGGCAAAGGUGGCCGCCCGCAAGCCGCCGCCGAAGCCCAAAGACCGCCGCCGCAAGCGCAAGGGCGAGUGGUUCCCGCACUUCAGCGACAACGAGGACUCGGACGACAGCAACCAGUACAACCCGGACUCUCCAGCAGAGCCGCGGCCGCCGAUGCGCAAGAAGCGCCGGACUACUAACGACGGCGGUGUGGUGGUGCCAGCUGUGGCGGCGGACCCGGCCUAUGCGCAGCCGCGCACUGAUUGGCCCUCCAGCUACAACACCGCCGACGCGUCACUGCUCGGCUACGGCGGCGGCGGACAGUACGCGCGGCCCCAAUAUGCAACAGACGACGACGCGAGCUUCGACCAGCUCCUUCAUCCUGUUGCCGCCUUCGCCGCUACCGACGCUUCAACAAGCGCCGCCACCGAUCCUAACUAUCCUACUCUGUCCACCAACAACACGGGUGCAGGACACCCAGCACUUAAUGCCAACCGCAGUGACACUGAAAUUUCCGCCGCCGCCGCCGCCGCUGCCGCCAUCGACCCCAACCUUGACGACAUCGUCUUCGACUUCGACUUUGCCGCCGCCGCCGCCGCCCCAGAGCCGGCGGUACCAGACCAUCCGCCAAUCACCACCACCACCUCUCCUCCCACCACCCAAACCCAAACCCACACCCACACCCAACCCCCCACCCGCCGCUCCUCCAUCCCCAUCCCUCCCACCUUCCCCCUCAACCCCGCCUUCUCCCUCUCCAACCCAAAGAAGCGCUCCGCUCCCGCCUCCGACGACGACCUCGACGCAGCCCGCCGGCCGUCCUCAUCAUCGUCGCGCGCCACCCCCGCCACCAAGCGCCGCCGCCUCGCCUCCGCCGUCAGCACCGGCUCGUCGUCGCUGUCGUCGCUGCCGUCGUCGAAGAUCAGCCCGAAGAGCCAUCGCGGGCGGGUUGGCGGCGGCGGGGAGGUGCUGACGCCGAGGACGCCGCGGAGGAGGAGUUCGAGGUUGAGUUCGAGGGUUGGGAGUGGGAGUGCUGGGAGUGGUCAGGGGGGGCGAGAGGGGUCGGGGUCGGGAUCGUUGGAGUCGCGGUCGUUGGGGUCGUUGGGGUCGCUGGAGAGUUUGUUUGGCUUUGGGGGGUGA